Chanos chanos (milkfish) is the source of this 1209-nucleotide messenger RNA. Its product is annotated as GTPase IMAP family member 7-like. The transcript is spliced from 2 exons. The record is from RefSeq and is a predicted model, not a curated record. Bases 1 to 1209 code for a protein of 402 amino acids. Gene Ontology annotation, molecular function: GTP binding. Lineage: Eukaryota; Metazoa; Chordata; Actinopteri; Gonorynchiformes; Chanidae.
AUGCCACCUAAGCAAAAGCAGGAGGGUGGCAUGAUUUUAAGAGGUGGUGCCAUGAUGGAUGAUUCAUACGAGGGAGCAGUUGCUGCAAGCACUACUGAGGCCCUACCCCAAACCAUGUCUUCCUCAGUCCUUACUAUCUCAAAGUUGGCAGGAAUGCUACAAAUGCUUAUGGAGAGGCAGGCCACCAGAGGGUCUAAGAAAGAAAAGCUGAAUAUUGUGCUGCUUGGGAAAACAGGGGAUGGAAAGAGCAGCACUGGAAACACCAUUCUGAACAAAGAAGCAUUCACUGCUGGGUUAUCAUCCAGCUCUACGACCCAAAAAUGUGAAUCAAAAUCAGGACAAAUACAUGGGAGGCCUGUAAAAGUGAUCGACACACCUGGAUUUUUUGACACUAAACUUCCAGAGGAUAAGCUGAGACGUAGAAUUGUGAAAUUUCUCAUUAAGUGUGCUCCAGGAGUUCAUGCCUUUCUCAUUGUACUUAAAGUUGGAACAUACACAAAACAAGAGAUGGAGGUGGUGAAAAAAAUAGAAAGAUCUUUUGGGGAAGAUGCACUCAAAUAUUCAGUGGUUCUUUUCACUCAUGGUGAUCAACUCGAUGAUGGUCAAACCAUUGAGGACUUUGUUAAGUCGAAUGUUGAGUUACAGAAGCUCGUGGAUAAGUGUGGGGGAGGCUGUCAUGUGAUUGACAAUAAGUACUGGAACCAGCAGCAAGAUGAGUACAGAACCAACAGUGUUCAGGUACAGAAACUACUGAAGACCAUUGAGGAAAUGUUAGGAAAGAAUGGUGGUAAAUGCUACACCAAUGAAUUGCUGCAGAGGAUUAAGAAAGACAUACAAACUGAGGAAAACAGAAAAGACACAGGGGAAAAGAGUGUGUUCAAGAAAUAUGUGACAAUAUUUGCAGGAGUAGCUAUUGGAGCACUGCUGGGUGCUGCUCUUGGAGCUGUAGCAGUAGAAGCAACAGGCUUAGCAGAGUGUGGACUUGCAGUAUGGGGAAUUCCAGUUGCAAAAGCGGCUGUUGGGGUAGCUACUGUCGUUGGAGCAGCAGUGGGGGGAGCGGUGGGGUGUGACGUAACAGAACAAACAGAAGGAGUGAGUGAGGGCAUAAAGACUGUAGUAAAAGAAAACUAUGGAAUUGCAAAAGAUAUUCUUCGGGAGUCUGUUGGACUGGCAUCUGUAUGUGCACAGCUGAAAGGAUGCUACACUUAA